CUUAUACGGAGCUGUCCUCGUCUACCAUCAAAUAUCUUUCAGAUUGCCCCCCCCCCAAAUCUUCAUUUUUUUCUGACCCUCCUUUCGAAAAUUUACCUGAGGAUAAGCCUACUUCGCCACUUCUUAUUCAAUUGCAAUAUCAAAGCGGGCACAGCAAGCAGCCCCUUUUUUCCAAUCCCAUCUGAAUAUCACAUACAUAACUAGAAAGGCUUUUUCCCCAGCUAGUUACAUCAACCAACUAUCACCAAACAAGGGCAAACACGUUCCCAACCGAAAAUCCAAACCAAAACCAAAACACCAAGAAAAAAAUGCCAUCCCAAAAACCCCGUAGUCACGGGCACUCAGCCUCAACCGGCUCCGCCAAAACCGCCGGCACCGCCGGCGUCUCCUCCCCCACCCAAGGCACGCGGCAAUCCCAACAGCCACCCGUCCCCAUCUCCAUCACCAUCUGCGGCGACGGCGGCUGCGGUAAAUCCUCCAUCACCCUGCGCCUCGUCCGCUCGCAAUGGACAGAAGACUACGACCCGACCAUCGAAGACAGCUACUCCAUCACGCGGCGCAUCGACGGCGUCACCUACCACUUAUCUCUGACCGACACGGCGGGCCAGGAAGAGUACCGCGGCAUGUGGGCCUCGUCCAACUUGGGAGCCGACGCUUUUCUGAUGGUCUACGACAUCACGUCGCGCGACAGCCUCGACGCGCUGCAGUAUUUCAACGAUCUGAUCGACAUGGAGGCCGAGACGCGGGCGGAUAACGCGGCGCGGGCGCGCAGGGCGGGAUUAUCUCCGGCGCAGAUAAGCGGGAGCAUGUCGAAUCGGUAUGCUACUGGCUCGAACAUGGGCGGGGGAGCUGGCUCGGGGGCCAAGGCGAUCCCGCCGGUGAAGAUUGUGGCGGGAAAUAAGUGCGAUUUGUCGGAGAAGCGGGUGGUAACGUCCGCUACGGGCUUGGAAUGGGCGAGGGCGCGAGGGUGCGGGUUCAUGGAGACGAGUGCGAGGUUGGAGGUGAAUAUUGAGGAGACGUUUGCGCUGAUUGUGAGGAGGGUGGUGGAGCAGAGGAGGUUAGCCGAGUUGGGCAUCACGGGCGUCGAUCAGGAGGCGGCGGAGGAGUUACUUGGGAGUAGCAGGGGGAGGACGAAGCCGUUGAGUCCGUUGCCGACUAAGGGCGGGAAGGAGGGUGGGUUGGAUGAGAAGGAUGGUGGGAGUGGAAGGAGGAAAGGGAAGAGAGGAGGGGCGAGUAGGUUUUUGAAGAGUUUGAAGUUCUGGUGUCGUUAGCAUAAGAGCAUGGAUUCCUGCUCUGUUUGUUUCCGGUUGGAUUGCCUUGGCUUACUUAGUUCACGCUUUUGAUGCUUCUUUUU
Neurospora tetraspora is the source of this 1354-nucleotide messenger RNA. RefSeq names its product P-loop containing nucleoside triphosphate hydrolase protein. Gene Ontology annotation, cellular component: plasma membrane. The record is from RefSeq and is a predicted model, not a curated record. Gene Ontology annotation, molecular function: GTP binding; GTPase activity; GDP binding. The transcript has a single exon. The coding region runs from base 309 to 1271 and encodes 320 amino acids. Gene Ontology annotation, biological process: Ras protein signal transduction. Lineage: Eukaryota; Fungi; Ascomycota; Sordariomycetes; Sordariales; Sordariaceae.